Molecule: messenger RNA, 5433 nt
Organism: Dimorphilus gyrociliatus
Lineage: Eukaryota; Metazoa; Annelida; Polychaeta; Dinophilidae
Source: the annotation of a GenBank genome assembly
AUUGAUCAAAAAGAGAAAGAGAAAGAACGUUGAGCUAUUGCAAGUAAUGAUUAGUAUUUCCAUUAAUCUAAUUAGUUGAAUUGUUACAAUCGACUCUUUAACGACUGCAAAAAGAGACGGAGAGUAUUUUUUAAAUAGUAUACUUCAUACUGCAAAUUGUUUGAGAAUAUAAUAGAUAAAAUAUUGUACUCAAAAGGAUUUGCUUGUGACAGAUUUGUACAAAACCUCCACAAUACUACAGUAUGUGUUGUAGUAAAGUAAUGCCUAUAUUCUUCUAUAUUGGCUGAAAGGUCAUGAAUUGGGUCUAAGGUCUAGCUUUAGCUAAAUAUAUGAACCAUAAAAAGGAUAUGGCUCUAUAUGUUUACACCAUGUGUCUAGUUGAAUAAAUAGGACACGGUGUGUGGUUACCUGGUAAAUUUUAUUCAUCAUUUAUUCGCAUGGCACUUUUGAAUGAUAUUCUCAUUUAGAGUAACUGCAAGGAGGACUCUAUUAACUCUUAUAUGGACAACUACCAAUCCCCUUAUCAGUGGAAUGUUCACGCAUCAUUAUUCAAUCUUAUUCUUUAAAUACUUCGAUAAGAUUGUUAUUGAUUUUAAGAAGUAACUGGCGUUUUCUUUCUAUCAGUUAUAGAAAAUAAUCAAAAGCUUUCCUUAGUAUUAAAGAAUGAUGUUGAAGCUGCAGGAUAUUGCUAUAAACUAUAUUAUUCAGAAUUUUCAAUGUUUCUUCGCCAAUAAAACCAUUUGGGAAAGAUGGUUACGAAUGGAUAUACCUCCGUUAUUUACUCAAAUGAUAUUAGAACGAUUGGACGAUUGGUUAAUUGGUAUUCCUGAAGAAUAUUUAAAAUUCUGUACAAGAGCUCCGUACUUUUUACCUAAAAUGAAAUUAAAUUGUAAAAGGAUAAAGGAAAUAUCGUCGUUAGAAUUCUUACAAGGUCAACAUUUUAAAAAGGUUAUUAUCAGUAACUUAAAGCAAUAUGGAAUAGAAGAUUGGAUGAAUUUUUUAGAAUCAUCCGAAUUAAUUGAAUUAUCGAUAAGAGGAUGUAAACUUAAUAAAAAGGAACAGGCAAAUGGAUUCAAAAAUAUUGAAUAUAUGCAUUGUUUUAAACGUUUUAAGAAUCUAUCAAAACUAAAUCUAUCUUUUACAAAUAUUACAAAUGCAGAAUUGAAAUUUAUAACAAUUGAAUUGCAUCAAAUUGAACAUUUAAAUAUCUCUCAUACGCAUUUGACGAAACUAUGCUCUCUUGUUAACUUUUCUAAAUUACUCUCUCUUGAUUGUUCAUUUCCCCACUGCAAAUCUAUAUAUGAUUCAUAUCUUGUACUAUUAGACCUGAAACAUUUAAGAUAUUUGGAUAUAUCUAGAAAGACUUCAAUGACUUGCGAAAGAAAUCCUCUAGACUGCGAGGAAAUAUUCCUUAAGAAAGUUGUUUGUCUCGGAAUACCUGAACAUAAAUUUUUCUACUAUAAAUCUUGGUCUAUAUCCGAAUUUAUAGAUUUUGCCUAUUGGAAGGAUAUGACCCACUUAAAUGUAUCAGGAGAUUGGGAAUUAUCUAGUGAAAGUGCUGGUAAUUUCAUAAAGAAACACAAGAAACUGGAAUUUAUAGGCUUAUAUCGUAAAGGUAGUAGUUACAGAACUCAAAGACCAAAGAAUAUAUCCAGCAACGAGUUUGACCGUUUAACUAGAUACAGCGAUGAUAUCGUUUCUAGAACGUUUAAAGCUAUACCUCUCGUUAAAGAUAACAUUCCUAUAGUAGAAAUACUUGUAAGAAAUUUGGUAUGUCAUGUGGAAAUGAGCAUAGAUGAAGAAAGAUUACGAUCAAGACUUGAACCGGAAGUGUUGAAAAUAUCGGAGGUCAUUUUUUAUCAACUGGGACUGUUGAAGCAGACGUUAUGUACGCAUUAUGAACGCUAUAGGGAGAAUAUCUUUGUUCUUGAUCAAUUAAUAGUCAUAUUACAAUAUAUUGAUAUAAGAAAAUCACCGUAUUUUAUGGAUAUAUUAAAAACUUGCUACCAAAUUCUAGAACUCAAUAAAAACUGUUCUAUUUUAAUGCAUUCCUUAUCGGGCCUUUUACGAAUUCUUCAUACUUAUUUCAAGUAUAUUCCAAUGGUCAUUAACAAAAGUCAACUCGUCGAAACGCUAUUAAAAUUUGAGUUUGAACGCUAUUGGAUGGAGCACGAGAUUGUGUUAAUAACCCUUCUAAGCAAUUUUCGAUAUGAAGAGUUUACAAAGGAUGAAAUUUUAUCAUUGCUCAAAAGUUUCUUAGAACUGGAUAGUCGUUCACAACAAAGGACAACCUGCAAAGCUUUCAUCUCAAGAAUAUCCUACCAAAGUUUUUUCUCUUUUAUGUGGGAUGUUAUUGAGAAUAGGUUAAAUUUACAAUUUUCUAAUAAUGGUAUCUACUAUAAUGAUGAAGAACUGUUACAUAUUCCAAAUAUGGAAAGUUUAGUUAAAAGAAAGCAGUUUUACCUGGAGGCCUAGUUUGGCUUAUUAUUUGUUUAUUAGGCGGACAGAAACAAGUAAAAAACUGUUUAUUUAUUUAUUUGCUUGUUUAUUGUAUCUUGUUAAUAAUACUCUCUAUUUUUCAAAUAUGAUAUUAAAAACUUGCGAAAAGUUCUUUAAAAAAAAAUUCAGGUCCCACCGAGAUUUGAACUCGGAUCGUUGGAUUCAAAGUCCAAAGUGCUAACCGUUACACCAUGGGACCGUUCACGACAUUUGACGACAUAUAUCGCUAGUUGGAACGAGCUAAAUAUUUUUUUUUUGCACACACUAAUAGUGACGUUAACAUAUUUAUUCAUUCUAUAUCGGUCGUCUUCAAGAAAGUGCUGAAACGUUAAAUACUUGUGGUUUUAACUAUUUCGUUUGAUAUAGUUAUCCUUGAACUCUAAGUAGGUCAAAAGAAAAAAAAAGUAAAAUUUUUUAUUUAUCAUAGUUUCAAAAUCCAAAAAAUAAGAAUGGAAAUAAUGUAACAAAAUACUAGUCACAUGAUCAGCCGACCAAUGAGUCAUUGAACAAGGCGUUCUAAACAAUUAAACUUGCGAAUAGAUCAAAUUUAAGUGUAACAAAGUAAAAGUAUAGUAAAAUCAAUUUAAUACACAGAUAAAGGUCUCCAUGACCUAGAAGAAUACUGAUUUAAUAAUUGAAUAAUAAACACGAAUUAAUUUUUCUUUAUUAAAAAUAUAUAACCAGAGGUAAAUGCUUUUAGUAGAAAAUAUAGAAAAGUAGGAGAGAUGAAAGAUAAAGAUAUCUAGAUCGUUUUAAAAUUAUAAUACUCUUACGGUACUUAAUUAAGAUACUCACUUUAUAAUAUUUACAAACUAUCCGUAUAAUUAAUUAUGCAUAAAUGAAAGAAAACGCUCACUACUAUUGAACAUUAAAUAUUCAUACUUGUGACAAAACAACAAUAUAGAAUUGUAUACAAAUUUUAUAAAAACUGCAUUAUUAAGGAAAUAUUUCAAUCUUCUGUUGAGAAAAAAAGACAAUAUAUACAGAAAGAAUAUAAUAAUAUUUCUGUACAGAAUAAUCAAAUUUUACAUAAUUUCACAUUUUUGUUUGAGAUUGAUCAAUUGAUUUCUUCUUGUUAAUGUCCCAGGGGCUUUCUUGUGACCAAGAACAUCUGUCCUAUCGCCAUUAGUGAACUUUCCACAGUAGAAUCUAAACAGAACGUUAUAUGCUAACGUUCUGUUCACAUUACAUGUUAUGAGUGAAUGAGUGUCAGUGUGUGAGCGUCAGUAUGUGAGCGUCACUUAAGAAGGGAGUUUGACUUAGCCCAGAGCUGGGACAGUCCAACUUGAUGUUAUGUCACGUCGUUGAUAACGACUUAUAAAAGGGAGUGAAUGUAAUAGAACGGUGUGAGAGACCAAAAGAACAUCAAAUACAAUUUAUACGAAAUCCUUAGGGAUUUCGUGCUAUAAGCGAAAAACAAAAUCUUAUAAAGAAUCAAUAGAAUCAUCAUUGCAAUUCUCAAGUAAAGAUAGAUAAUUUGUCUUCAUUUUAAUUUCUCUUAAAAACAUCUUGCUUAGGCCAAAGUUGAAAAAAACUUUAAUUUUCAUUAAAAAAAUGAUGUUCAAAUUUAGGCUAUCGGUACUGUGCAAUUGGGUGAGGGUUAUAAUAAAUUAAUUAGUGAUGGAAGCUUUAGAUUACACUCUCAAAUCAUGAAUGCAUUAAGAGAUCAAAAUAUACUUCGAAUAGUUCAACUAACCUCAUGGUUAAUAGUUUCUAACAACCAUUCUUACGGAGUUAAACUAAAAUUUAAGGAAAGUUCAUCUAUGUCGGAGUUAACAAUCACGUAACCCCUCAAAGGCGAACGACAAAAAGGACACUGAGGCUUAGCCAGACUUACCAAGCAUGGUUUGCAUCCAACCAUGUGAGCACAAGGCAAUCCUAAACAGUUGGAAAGAGCAUUACAGCAAAUGUUGCAGCUCAAAAUUUUCAUCGUGUCCUCGAAAAUGUCUUUUUGUGAACGCUUGUUGGUAGCAUGCUCAUGCUUGUUUCUUGUUUCUAAGAAAUAAACAUAUCCUCAAUUGAUUUCCCAUAUGGUAUUUUAAAGAAUAUUACGCAUAUCUUUAGUUUCAUGCCAUAUUCUCUAAACCACGUAUUCUAUUGCGUUGCUUCUUUUUUCAUGGAGUAAAUUUAAACUUUAGCUCCAUCUGGUUGAUAAAAUUUUUAAACUUUCUCCAUGUGUGACUAAUGAAAAAAAUAUAUUAUUCAUUUUGCAAUUUGUUCAAAGGAAACGGUAUAGACUAGCUGAUGUGACAGCUAUAGUCAUUGCUCUUCAGAUGGUAGUUGUUGAAAGAUGAAAAGAUAAGACCACUCAAAAGAAACAAAUACAUUUUGUUGAGUGUUAAAGAAGAAUAUGAUAGACAAUAUAAAAUUAACGUACUUGAUUUAUUUAAUAUGUUGCCUUAUUGUUGGAAUCUUAUCAAAUGUAAUUAUACUAUUGUGUUACCCUUUUAAAGCGAAAAAUUCAACUUUAGCAAACAUUUUUGUGAAAAUUUUAGCUUAUGCAGACCUGUCAAUAUGUUCCUUAUGUAUACCUGGAUUUGUUAUUGAAUUAUUCCUUAUUAAUAAAAUAAUAUGCGAAAUUUUGGUUCUAUGUUCAACAACAAUCAUAGCUUUUGGAUUAUUUACUAGCAUGGCUGUAGUUCUCGAAAGAUGGUUUGCUGCAUUUAAACCUUACUCUUUGAAAAGGAAACAUAUUUAUAUUAUAAAUGGUUUGAAUAUUAUUAUUACUGUAUUGUCAACAUUCUUUAAUGUAAGUAUUGGAUCAGAGAAUCUAUCCAACAACGAAACUGUUAUUGUUAAUUGUUUUAAAAGUAAAUUGCAGGGUUCAAAAUUAUUGAAUAGCAUUAGUUUAGGCGUUUUUUCAAUAAUUAUUGUAGUUGAAUUUUUUAUAUAUAUUCAUAUCUUUAUAUAUCUAUUAAAGAAAUUAAGAUUAUA